Nyctereutes procyonoides (raccoon dog) is the source of this 4708-nucleotide messenger RNA. RefSeq names its product serine and arginine rich splicing factor 10 (gene SRSF10). NCBI's taxonomy places the organism in Eukaryota, Metazoa, Chordata, Mammalia, Carnivora, Canidae. Gene Ontology annotation, molecular function: RNA binding. The record is from RefSeq and is a predicted model, not a curated record. The coding region runs from base 692 to 1336 and encodes 214 amino acids. The transcript is spliced from 7 exons.
AGUCUCGCGAGAAGAGGCGGUUUCGUAGCGGAGCCCUCGGGCUGAGUGUCUGAGGAUCUACCGCCGGAUCCGCGGACGGUUUCCUGAGCCCGUUAGUGCCCCUGCCGAGACUCACGUCGCCGUCAUGUCCCGCUACCUGCGCCCCCCCAACACGUCUCUGUUCGUAAGGAACGUGGCCGACGACACCAGGUCUGAAGAUUUACGACGAGAAUUUGGUCGUUAUGGUCCUAUAGUUGAUGUGUAUGUUCCACUUGAUUUCUACACACGCCGUCCAAGAGGAUUUGCUUAUGUUCAAUAUCCUUUCUUCAGAUGGCUGAUUAGUGAGGGGUGUUGGAGUUUGAAAUUCAAGUUUAUGUAAGAGAGAAUGUAAAGCUGUACAGUUAUGGCGACCCCAAAGAGAAAGCAUGAAAGAACCUUUAGAGUAGAGUUCAACACUUAAGGCAAGUAGACAAGCCAAAGACCUCUUAAGGAUCAGGCUUGAAGAGAAGGGAGAGUUUGGGAAAAGAAAAAAUAAAGAAAAGCUGGAAGAAGGACAAGCCUAAUGGGAGACAAAGCCUCGCUUUAUCUACAAAAGGGGGAAAAGGUUGUUUUUCAAAGUUAAAGAUAAAGCCAUCUGUCAUAUUUGGCCAAGCAUCUCAUGACAAGUCCUUCUGACAAGCACUUAAAGAGUUAAAGGUCAAGAUGAAGUUGAAUGAUGGCCAAGAUUAAAGGAGUCAUACCUGAUGAUGUCCGUGAUGCUGAAGAUGCUUUACAUAAUUUGGACAGAAAAUGGAUUUGUGGACGCCAAAUUGAAAUACAGUUCGCACAGGGGGAUCGAAAGACUCCAAAUCAAAUGAAAGCCAAGGAAGGGAGGAAUGUGUACAGUUCUUCACGCUAUGAUGAUUAUGACAGAUACAGACGUUCUAGAAGCCGAAGUUAUGAAAGAAGAAGAUCAAGAAGCCGGUCCUUUGACUACAACUAUAGAAGAUCUUAUAGUCCUAGAAACAGUAGACCGGCUGGAAGACCACGGCGUAGCAGAAGCCAUUCCGACAAUGAUAGAUUCAAACACCGAAAUCGAUCUUUUUCAAGAUCUAAAUCCAAUUCAAGAUCACGGUCCAAGUCCCAGCCCAAGAAAGAAAUGAAGGCUAAAUCACGUUCUAGGUCUGCAUCUCACACCAAAACUAGAGGCACCUCUAAAACAGAUUCCAAAACACAUUAUAAGUCUGGCUCAAGAUAUGAAAAGGAAUCAAGGAAAAAAGAACCACCUAGAUCCAAAUCUCAGUCAAGAUCACAAUCUAGGUCUAGGUCAAAAUCUAGAUCAAGGUCUUGGACUAGUCCUAAGUCCAGUGGCCACUGAUAGUAAAAACCUUGAUAUUUUUAGGCAUGUAUCAUUCAUUUACUCAUAGUUUGGUUUACUUAAAUUAUCAGGAAUACAAUGUUGCAAUGAUGCUUAAAAAAACACUUGUCAGUUUUCCCUGUACCAGGCAAAUGGUUAUAAUUAAAAUGAUAUGCUGUUGAGAAGCCACUCUUAAGAGUCCAGUUUGUUUAAUGUUAUGGGCAGCUACCAAUUUGUGGUGUCUCUGUAUAUUUUUGUAAAGAUUCUCAUUUUUUAUGCUUGAAGUAUUGGUGAAAAGAUGUUGGUUGACCAUAAUUUGCAACAUUGUCUUAUUAAAAAAACUUUCAUAUCCAUAUUUGGUAGAACUGUUAACCUAGAAAUGUAGCUUGCUAAUAAGAUAGAAUGAUACAAAAGUGAAGUUGUAGUCACAGUACAACACUGAUCAGACACAUUUAGGUUCAGGGUGGACCUUUUUGUCUUGUUAAGAUGUCUAGGCCCAUGAUAAUAGUUCAUUUAAGACAGAGCGUGGAAUAGUUCUUUUGUUAACCCCGCUGUCUUGGGGAAUGAUGCCAACCGCUUUAAGUAGGAUUGGGGAAGAUUGAGUUUUUGACUGAAACGAGCCUUCACUACUUUUUUCUGGUUUCUUGAAGAUUUGGAACAUAAAAACAUCGGAAGAACUCACCUUAAAAUUUGAGCAGGUCAAUGAUGGCAGAAAUCAUUUUAAGGGGAAAAAUGCUCUCAUGUAGUUACUCUAAACUUUAAGGAGCAUUGCUGGUCAUAUUGCUUAGUUUUCUUACUGCUAUUAAAAAGCAGCAAGUAAAUUGUUUCAAAGUAGGUUUUGUUUAUGCAUAUGCAGAGUAUAAAAACUGAAUUUUGAUGCUUCUAGCACCUGCCCUGUGCAUUUGUAUCAAAAUUCGCCUACCACUUUAUGAAGGAGGCUUGUUCUUCACACCUCAGCUUAUUUCAUGUGAGGCCAGUUGAAAGAGAACACUCCCAUUCUAGGUGAUUCUAUGGUGCCAUGAAAUUUAAAAUAUAUUGGAAAAAGAAUUAAGAGUCACAUCUGAGUUUGAUUAUCAAUGUAGUACCUGGCAAUAAAUACCUGACUUUAAAAAAAAAAAAAAAACCUAACCAUUUAUAAUUUCUAGCAUUUCUCUGAGAGAUCGUUUGGGGGGCAAUAAAAGGGACAUGUCCAAUCUCAUUUCAGAAUAAAAGCUAGCAUCUUUUAAAAUUUUAGAUUGCUUGCUUGCAGGUAUAAGAAAGAUUGUGGGAAAACGAUUCCUUUUAGAGGAUUACUUUUUUUCAAUUUUGGUUUUAGUAAUAUAGGCCUUGCCUGUAAAAGAACAAAAGAUGGUUUUUAAAUACUGUUUGUGGAAUGUGUUUAAAGGAUUGAUUCUAGAACCUUUGUAUAUUUGAUAGUAUUUCUAACUUUCAUUUCUUUACUGUUUGCAGUUAAUGUUCAUGUUCUGCUAUGCAAUCAUUUAUAUGCACGUUUCUUUAAUUUUUUAGAUUUUCCUGGAUGUAUAGUUUAAACAACAAAAAGUCUAUUUAAAACUGUAGCAGUAGUUUGCAGUUCUAGCAAAGAGGAAAGUUGUGGGGUUAAACUUUGUAUUUUCUUUCUUAUAGAAGCUUCUAAAAAGGUAUUUUUAUAUGUUCUUUUUAACAAAUAUUGUGUACAACCUUUAAAACAUCAAUGUUUGGAUCAAAACAAGACCCAGCUUAUUUUCUGCUUGCUGUAAAUUAAGCAAACAUGCUAUAAUAAAAACAAAAUGAAGGAAAUAAUGAUUAACUGGAAUUAUUAUAGUUUUGAAUGAAAUUCUAAAAUAACAGUGGAAACAAUUCUGGUAGAUUUAGGAAUAUUUUUAAUCAGUGUUGCACUAGGCACAACUAGCUUUUCUUUGGAAAUGAUAGAUCCUGCCAGAAAGAUACAUCCUUUAUAUACUACUUUAAAAUUCCUUAUGUAAUAAUGUCAGUUUCAUGAUUGCAUAUUAAGCCCCUUGGGUUAAAUAAUAGAGAUUAUUGGUAGUAUUAAUAUAAGUAUUAAAAUGAAAUUUGAGUCCGCUAAUUGUAAGUUUAUAUUUUCAUUAUUGGAUGGUCCAAUACUGCUCUUCCCCAUCCUAAACAAGAUGUAUUGGGCCUUAUAUUUAUGGCUUGAUUUAAAAUACUUCUGCAUUGAAUGUCAGUGAGCAGUUAAUAUAUUAAGUGAUAACCACUUGGGGAAACUGGUUUAGGUAUGUUAUGGUUUGAAUUCUAGCUACUAUAUAAUGACAACAAUUUUAACUGAUACUUAGUAUUUAUGAUGUGCCAGACACAGUUCUAAAAACUUGAUGUGUUAACUCAUUUACUUUUCAUAAAACCUAGGAGAAAGAUACUUUGAGUAACCCCAUAUCACAGAUAAGGAAAUUGAGACACAAAGGAAAGGCUGCAAAAGGCAGAUCUAAGAUUUGAGCCCAGGCCUAGUCCUUAUUUAUUUUUUUUAAAUGGACUAUAAUUUGAGAAAACUAGAUUGAGGAGAUAUCCCAUUGAAAUUGUUCAGUCUUUGUGUAGAAACAGAAGGCCUGAUCUCAUUUUUGUUUUUAUUUAUGUCACUUAAAAUGAUCCCCCCCCCAUUUCCUUGAGAACUCUAUAUGUUACUUCUAAAGUGACAUACCUAACAGCUUCAAAAGGACUAAAUUACAGUUGAACCCAUGAUAGUUAGGAUCCUACUCAUACUUGAUGAGGAUCCUUACACAGUGCUUUAAUUUUGGGCUACAUAGUUCUACAAUUAUGGAGGAUCUACUGUGUGUCUGGCACUGUUAUCAAUAUUAGAGUAGGUCAUAUGAAGACUCAAGUGAAGACUGACACUUCACCUCUCUUUUUACUUAAGAUCUCUCUGCAUUUUGUUUUGUUUUGUUUUGAAGCCAAGUAAGCAAGAAGAAAAAUGACAGAUAAUGCUUCAGUGAGAAAGGAAAGGUGCUACAUAGAGUAUGAGCUGUUAAGUUUACAACCCAGGGAAAAGACCUGGGAACUAUUGUACUAUUCUCUUGAAAAUUUGGCCCAGUAAGCUGCUACAUCCAGUUCAACUAACAAAAUCCUGUAUACCACAGAGAAGAAUAAAGAAAACCAAACUGACAAACAUCCUUCUUUUAUUUAAGACCAAACUGCAGCUGGAAUACCCAGUACAGUUCUGCUUACUACACUUCAAGAAAGAUCUGAGAAAGCGGAAAAAGAACCAAAGAAGGGCAGUUCAAGCGACCAAAGGGUGGGUGGAAGGUGCUGCAGUAUGAAUACUGUACGAAUAUUUUGACUCUGGUCUGAAAAGAUAAAAGAAUGUUAUCGAAACUACAUGGAAUAAUUGAAGUCCCUUCAAGUUUGAAAGUAAGCAUUUUAGGACAAAUAAAAGGAAAUUCAACUUUG